UGCCGCUUCCCUCGGGGGACAGACCCAGAUCCUAGGUUCCCUCACUACCACUCCGGUCAUUGCCAACGCCAUUCCCAGCAUGCCGGGGAUCAGCAGUCAGAUCCUCACCAACGCUCAGGGACAGGUUAUUGGAGCCCUUCCGUGGGUAGUGAACUCGGCUAGCGUGGCAGCCCCAGCACCAGCCCAGAGCCUGCAGGUCCAGGCUGUGACGCCCCAGCUGUUGUUGAAUGCCCAGGGCCAGGUGAUUGCAACCCUGGCCAGCAGCCCCCUGCCUCCGCCCGUGGCUGUCCGGAAGGCAAGCACGCCUGAGUCCCCUGCUAAGAGUGAGGUACAGCCCAUCCAGCCCACGCCAGCCGUGCCCCAGCCUGCGGUGGUCAUCACCAGCCCAGCCCCAGCGGCCAAGCCAUCUGCCUCUGCUCCCAUUCCAAUCACCUGCUCUGAGACCCCUACUGUCAGCCAGUUGGUAUCCAAGCCACAUACCCCAAGUCUGGAUGAGGACGGAAUCAACUUGGAAGAGAUCCGGGAGUUUGCCAAGAACUUUAAGAUCCGACGGCUGUCCCUGGGCCUCACGCAGACUCAGGUGGGUCAGGCUCUGACUGCCACGGAAGGCCCAGCCUACAGCCAGUCAGCUAUCUGCAGGUUCGAGAAGCUGGACAUCACGCCCAAGAGUGCCCAGAAGCUGAAGCCAGUGCUGGAAAAGUGGCUGAAUGAAGCCGAACUCCGGAACCAGGAAGGGCAGCAGAACCUGAUGGAGUUUGUGGGAGGUGAGCCCUCCAAGAAACGCAAACGCCGCACCUCCUUCACCCCCCAGGCCAUAGAGGCCCUGAAUGCCUACUUCGAGAAGAACCCACUGCCCACGGGCCAGGAGAUCACCGAGAUUGCUAAGGAGCUCAACUAUGACCGGGAGGUGGUGCGGGUCUGGUUCUGCAAUCGGCGCCAGACGCUCAAGAACACCAGCAAGCUGAAUGUCUUUCAGAUCCCUUAGGGCUCAGCCCCCAGCCCUGCGUUCCAGCACUUUGUACUUCUCCCUUGGCACCUGGCUGCAGCCACCGCCGUGACAGCUCCUGUCACAGUGUGGCGUGCAGCUGUGCUCGUCCUGGGUCUCGAGACUCCACCGUGUGCAUGUGUGUCCGCUGCCUCCCUCCCUCCGCUCCUCCACGUAUCUCACAGCAUGGGGAGGGCAGAGGGGCCCACCGGAGAGCUGCAGGCUCGGGCCCGGGCUGGUCAUGCCGAGGGACCCCUCCCUCACUUAAAGAAGCACUUUGCUAAUGUGGUUUUCGAAGGGUGAAUUCUGGUUGGGAACCAGACACCCCCCCGUCCUUGGGGCAGGGCUACCACAGCCCCCGAAGGACCCCUGGCCAUUAGCUCUUGUUUUUGAUGGCAUUCUCUCUGGCCCUCUCUUCCCCUUUGCUCCUGUGUGUAAGUGUGGCAGGGACUGCAGCCUCACCUCCCACCCUUUGCCUGCAGGCACACCGCCUGCCCCCCCCCCCCCCCCCCGCGCCCGCAAAGGACCCAAGAGGCACAAUUCUGAAAAGUGUGAUGAGCUGCUCAGAAGGUCAGGCUCAGUGUCUGCCUUGCCUUCCAGGUCAGAAGGUUCCCGCAGCCCUGGGGCCAGAACACGUGAUCUCCUUUCCCACUUCUUCCUGAUUCCUUUUGGGGGGAAAUUGCACUAAAGCGGAACCUUUUCAUUUGUAAUCCAUGGUGGAAGGAAGCAGCUCUGAACUCUAGCUGUCCUGGAGUUGACCUGGGUGUACAGCACGUUGGGAACUUAGCAAAUAAGCCCGUCCUCCCAGAUUUUAAUCUAAUCUCUGCCCAUGGCUGUCUCCACUAAACAGUGAGGGAUAAAGAACUGGCAGCCUGGAAAAUCCCAUUGCCCAAGCUCUCGCAGCACCCUGGAGAAAAAUGAGGGAAGGAAUGCUGACUCUCUCUUUCUCUUGUCCUCCCACCCACCCCCAACCCAGUGCCGGGCCUUCUCAGAAGGGGCAAAUGAAACACUAAACCAAACAGCAAGGGCCCGGGGAAAAGGCCAACAUCCAGAAAGGACUGGUGGCAGCCCAGGAAGGUCUCUUGCAGAAGGUGACUUAACUCUUAAUUUUCUUUGAGACUCAGAGCCUUGGAUACUGGAGGAGAAAUCUUAUUUUGUCCAAAGUCUUAGAUCACGUGUUUGUGCAAACAAUCCCCGCUCCCCCCCUCCGCCCCCAGUCAAGAAGACCCCUGAGGCAGGAUGGGCGUCACCUGUAGAAAGGACAGCUAUGGCACGUUGAGGGCUGGCAUCUCACCCAAGCUGCUAAGUGAGUUUCCCAGCCUCACGGUGGCUGGACAGCCCCUGGAACUCAGUAUAUCACUCUGGGAGGUCAGGAGAGCACUAAGAGGUUGGCUUAGAUGAACCCAGGAGACCGUCCCUAAAGGGGCACAAGUCACAGAGCCAGGUCCAUAGCAGCCGCCCAGCUCCACACCUCACAAGAUCUACCCCGAUGAGGUGGCUGCGAGGCGAGGGCCCAUCCCCACCCCCACUGGUCACUGUGGCAGAGCCACCUCCUGGUCUAGCUUCCUCUGGCUUGCUGUCAUUUCCUGCCUACGACUGGUCCCUGGCAGGCCCUACAUUGCCAGAGUGUGAGAGGACAAUUGUGUGUGUCAAAUUGCCACACACACACACACACACACACACACACACACACACACACCCACCCCUGCCCGCUACGUUCAGACCAACCAAACCUUCCCGAGUGUGGUGAGAAUGAGGAAGCAGGCAGGCACCUUGCCUGCCCCGGCCUCCCAGGAGAGAAUAUGUCUCCCGGGGGGAGGCGUCACACUCCAGUUUAGGGUUAUCCACCCUGUCUGCAUGAGAUGAACUGGCUUGGGAGAGGCGUGCUAAGCAAGUUUUUAGUAAGAAGAGUUAAAGUACUGGGGUUGGCAAACGAUUCAGUGACUUACCCUUCAAUAAAUCAGAGAGAGACAGGUUUUCACCCUCAAACACUUGCGUUCAGAUAUGCUUUCUUUUUUGGGAAAGACAAGUGGGUCACAGCUGGAGCCCUGGGAGUAGCAUAUAAUCCAGGGUGUGGCCGUGGCCCUGGAGAUGCAGGAGGAACCCAUCUGUCCUGGUCUGCGAAAGGAAAAAGAUAAUGAAGUUCUGGUCUAAAUUAGGCCUGGCCAUGCUUUCUCAGCUCCUCCCUUUUCUAAAUCUGUCUUCCCGAGGCUGGGCUAGAAUGAAACCAUUUUCUCCUCUCCAGGAAGGAUGGGUAGGUCUUUCCGAGGAACAGGAUUUUUGCAGGCUGAAUUCCCCAGGCAGGGGGGUGCAGAGUAUCCCUGAAAUGGCCCAGGGCAGAGCUCACCGGCUUGCUGUCUCUGUUCCUGCUCUCCCAUGUCGGACCCUCGGGGAGCAGCUAUCUGUACCCGACGUGGGUUUUCUGCUUUGUUUCUGGUAGCACCAGGCUCUGAAGGGAGUUUAUAUAACUUUUGUUUUGAAAGCACCUUUCCGGACAGAGCCAGAGCUUAGGCAGGAGAAAGGGCAGAAAUGAUUUCACUGUCUGCGUGUGGUGGUGUUUGUUUUUGUUUUAAAUGAAAGAAAGACCAAAACUUUCUGUGGCCCAGUGAAUCAGCUGGGGUCUUUGACCCUGCCCUAUCCACGGCAUUUUAUCUAGUGGGGGCCCAGGGAAGAAUUUGGCCAAGCGGAUUGAGGAACACACUUGAAUCCGGAAUGAGAGAAACCCUGACGUUUUUGUGCCCUUGGACCCACUCACCUUCCUAUGCCUAGAUUUCCUUUCUGUCUCAUAGGCCAGGCUCUGACACUGAGGUUCUGACUAUCCCCCCACAAGGGGCAAAGCCUGCUGAGGGCUGGAGUGAGCGGUGGGGAGGGAAGAAUGGGGAUGAAGCACUUGAUGUAGUUGUGUGGAAUAAACAGUAUUUUUCUUUUGUACGGG
Messenger RNA from Leptonychotes weddellii (Weddell seal), 3920 nucleotides. Lineage: Eukaryota; Metazoa; Chordata; Mammalia; Carnivora; Phocidae. The record is from RefSeq and is a predicted model, not a curated record.